UCUCUCAGCUGAUGCGCGUAUCAACCGACCGACUCCAUCAUCAGCAUCCGACGCUGACAGCGGUCGAAGACAGCAUCCCUAAUAUUACGGACCCAUGGUAACAUCACAGAAUAAUUCAGAGCCCGACCGACCUGGACUGACGUUGCUGCUUUGUGACAAUAUUGUUUAUUGAGGCUGCCAUCUUACAAACCGCCGAGCUGCAAAAUAUGUGUGUGCCCCCACUACCUGCAUUAGGUUGUGAUGACCCACACUUCUUCCAAAUGUAUCUGUGACCCUCCCCAAUCCUGACUCCUAACCUCUAAUUCCUGACCUUUGACCCCCACUAUGGGCAGUGUUGGCAGUGGGGUGGCAGGAGAGCAGGAGUUUGCCAUGAAGUCUGUGGGCACGAGGACCACCCUUCCCCGGGCCCCUCCUCUCUCUCGCCGUUGCCCUGCCGACCGCAGCUGCAGCGCAGAGCGACUGCCCCGCCCCCCGGCGACUAUAUCAGACGGGACGGCUUCUAGCGAUGAACGAGGGAGUGUUAGUAUCGGGACUGGGACCUGUACCGGGACUGACCGGCCCACCGAAACAGCCUCCUCUACCAACACUGAAUGUACCAUGACCGCCCCGUCCAACAACAACCAGUUGGAGUGUGGCAACGGCAGGCGGGAGAGAGAGUGGGAGAGGGAGAGGGAGAGGGAGAGGCAGCGUGAGCGGGGCAGAGACAGGGACCGAGACCGAGACUGGGACAGAGAGAGGUUAGAGAGGGAGCGAGAAAGGGAGAGGAACCGGGAGAGGGAGCGGGAACGAGUGGAGAGGGAGAGGCUGGAGCGAGAG
This is a messenger RNA of Micropterus salmoides (largemouth bass), 816 nucleotides long. RefSeq lists its product as uncharacterized. The transcript is spliced from 2 exons. The record is from RefSeq and is a predicted model, not a curated record. The annotation marks the transcript as partial. NCBI's taxonomy places the organism in Eukaryota, Metazoa, Chordata, Actinopteri, Centrarchiformes, Centrarchidae.